This is a messenger RNA of Aspergillus pseudotamarii, 2733 nucleotides long. RefSeq names its product heterokaryon incompatibility protein-domain-containing protein. Lineage: Eukaryota; Fungi; Ascomycota; Eurotiomycetes; Eurotiales; Aspergillaceae. Gene Ontology annotation, molecular function: protein binding. The coding region runs from base 1 to 2733 and encodes 910 amino acids. The transcript has a single exon. The record is from RefSeq and is a predicted model, not a curated record.
AUGUCAGAACGAUUUGAAUACGACCCUUUGCCGGAGCCAACCUGCAUCCGCUUGGUAUCCUUUGUUCCUCAGGAUGGUGCCACCUGUCCUCCUCCCCUGACCCAAGGUGAGCCGCUGCUCCAGCUAUCGCUGUGUACGGUGGAUCUGCGGGAUGCCCCGCACUAUGAGGCACUGUCGUAUACCUGGGGAUCGCCAUUCCCUCCAGAGGACUCAAGAUCAAGUGCUUACGAUGACGAGAAUAAUCGCCAGCGAGUAAUAGUCAAUGGUAAUGAACAUGAGAUUGGACGUAACCUCUGGGAGUUCUUGAAUCAACAGCAGCAGACCAACGCGAAUCUCAGGAAAGAGGCCGCCAGAUUGCUUGCGACGGGGCUGGACACCAAUGGACGGACUCCAUUAAUGCGCGCUGUCAUAGAUAGAAGGGUCGAUCUGGCAGAGGCUUUGCUCGCCCUAGGCGCUGAGACCGAGGCACAAGAUAAACAUGGAAAGACGGCACUCCAUUACGCGCUUCCAUGUAGUAUAUUGGAUGUUGAACUCGCAGGGAUACUGGUAUAUCAUGGUGCAGAUAUCUAUGCGCGGACACAAGAAGGGAAAACGCCGUUGGAUAACGCAAAGGAAGACGUGGCUGCGCUGAUCAAGUCCCUCAGCAAAGACCUUGGCGGAAAAGGCUUACCGAGAGGCCUGCGAGUCUCAGCACAGAGGCCUAUGUGGAUUGAUUCUAUUUCGAUCAACCAGAAAGAUACAGCCGAGCGCAAUGAACAAGUCGCUAUGAUGUCAGAUAUAUAUAGCAAGGCGAUGUCAGUCGUCGUGUGGCUGGGUGUGGAGGACGAGCACACCCCUCUUGCACUAAAACUCCUCAAUAGUAACCCCACAUCCUGGCUAGCCUUGAUCUCAGUGAGAGAGUUGGAGUCGUUAGUGGGCGCCAUGAAGGAGCGUUGCAGUCCUAAAGAGAUACUCGAAGCACUGGCUUUUGAGAAGCUUGUGGCGAGGACAUGGUGGUCCCGAACCUGGGUCAUCCAGGAGCUGGCGCUGGCGAAGCGUACUCUGAUCGUUUGUGGCCCAUUCACAACUCACCCGAUGCGAACGGCUUAUAUAUUAUGCAUGCUAUGCUAUGUUCCCUCUCUGGGAUUAUUCGACCAGGUUAGCCCGGCUAUAGACGGUACUGCUGCCUUUGAGAGCGCACUUUUUUCAGGGGUACACGGCAUCGAAGCACUUAUGCUUGCAGAUAUCAGUUUCAGAGCCUCUGCAUACUCAAGAGAGCGGGAAUUCUUCUUGAAGAUGGCUUUACAACUGAAGCGGGCGGUUCCGAAAGGUUUCUGGGGGCAAAGGCUAAGCCUCCAAAACCUAGGAAGGUUAAGUUGGUGGUCCCAGGCCCGCGAUCCGAGAGACAAGGUCUUCGCACUAGUAGGGAUUGCUCGCCCAGAUCCUCAGGACCAGAGGAUUAUUAUAGAUUACACGAUACCCACUGAUAAGCUUUUUGUUCAAUAUGGUCACUUAUUCAUGCAAGGCUCACCCGAGCCGAUCCAGGACCUACACAUUGACGAAUGCUAUUUUUUCGAGCCCCUGGAGGGGCUCGCCUACGUUCAGGACACCCAAAACCCUCAUCCGGAAUUCAAAGACUACAAAGCCAAACUUCCAUCCUGGACUCCGAACUUCAGCGCGAAUCUUGCAACGUGUCGCAUCUGGUCCCGGAAGUUUAGUGCAGCCUUAGGCUUACCCAACAGCCCAAAAGUUCUUCGCCAUUCGGACCCCAAAAUUCUGUGCGUAAGUGGGCAUAUAGUAGACGAUAUUAUAGAAACGGAGCCGACGCAAAACAGGGGUGAUGUACAUCAGCCCCAGGUAAUGGCAUGGCUGGAAUUAAUACAGGCCUUGCAUCCGAUGUACCGGGGAAGGGGCAACUGUGUGGACGCCCUGUGGCAGACAUUAACCGUUGGUAAACUAGACAAGAAUAGAAACUCCGUGCGUGAGGCCUCCCGAGCCUUUAUGUUACGGAAUUUGUCGCAGAGUCCCAUGAAUCCUCAAUUGAAAUCGAUACUCACGAACCUGCGCAAGUCUGGCGCACGAAAAUAUCUGCCCUCGUUUCAGGAGCUUCUAAAACAAGAGCAGAUACUCCUGGAACAAAAGAAGUUGCUCCUGACAAGGGUUCCUCUGCUCUUAAAAACAGUGGAUCUACUCCAGGGACGAAUGCAGCGGUUCCAGGAAAACAAGCAGGAGCUCCUCAAACUAAUGCAGGAGCUCCAAACUCAAGAGUAUACAAUCGACAAAACAAUGAAGUGGCUUCACAAAGCAAGGCACGAGACCGAAAAACUAAUGCAGAAAGUCCAAGAACUAGGACAGGAACAAGGAAAACUAGCAGAGGUGUCCCUGAAGCGAGGACAGAGGAAGUUGGAAGAAAUGCAGGACCUGCAACUUGUGACUCCCGAAUACAGCUCUAAAGGGAUAUUUGACAUUUAUUUGAAGCGGUAUUACAGGUCCAGGUGCCUGUUCCGGACUAGAAAGGGCUAUAUCGGUCUCGGGCCUGUGGGUGUACAACCCGGAGAUGAAAUCUGGCUGUUUGCUACUGCACGGACGCCUUUUAUUCUCCGUCGACCGUCAGAAGGGCCCCUGAAAGUAGGUUCAAAUUCCUCGAUAGCAGAAAGCGAAUGCCGGACAUUUAUCGGAGAGACUUACGUCCAUGGAAUCAUGAAUGGGGAAGCGAUGCGUAACGGUGACUUUCGUCCGGUGUCUCUAAUAUAG